Molecule: messenger RNA, 2275 nt
Organism: Pseudo-nitzschia multistriata
Lineage: Eukaryota; Bacillariophyta; Bacillariophyceae; Bacillariales; Bacillariaceae
Source: the annotation of a GenBank genome assembly
AGUGAAGCCAAUAAGGGGGAACUCUCACUACUAAUUUAAUCGAUAGCGAAAUAAUUAUGAGCAAUGACACCAAUGCUGUCGUYAGUCCCGAAGCAAAUGUGUCGGUGGCGACAGUAGCAACAGAGUACUUUUUUCUGGUUGGUGAUAUUGGGGGGACGAAUAGUCGCCUCGCCCUCUAUAGACACAAGGAAGAAAAGAAGAAAAGAUUCGAUGUCAACGAUUCAAAUGCUGUCAGCGACAGUGAGGUCGACAAUCGUCAUCUGCUUGGAAUGUACCAUCGGCCAUUAUUUACUCAAGACUAUCGGAACGAAGAAGUUCUAGCAAACGAUGAAGAAACAGAUACAUGCGACACUCAUUGUARUGCUGUGAGUAGCAGCAGCAGUGGGGGCGGCAGUGACAGCAGUAGAGCUAAUAAGAAUGUGACGAAAUUUGUCGAAAAAAUCAUUGGUCCGUUCCUAGAAGAGUGCUGGGAAGCCAUGGUUGCGUCUUUGUCUGCGUCUACCAAUGUGUCAGCAAAUGAUGCUAUUCAUAAGUCUCCCAGCAAUAUUGACAAAAUCAAGAGCAAAAAUCUUAACAACGAGAAGAAUCACAUGAUGGAAAUAUCCAUUGUGUGCUGCUUGGCGAUUGCUGGACCCGUUGAUACCAACCUGAAUAGCGGAACGGUCCUAACCAGCCAACGUGAUUCUUUUUUGACAGGUCUGAAUGGGAUGGGAAUUUUAAAAGAGUUGAUGCAUCACCCUCGUUGUCGGAAGACAAGUAAGCUCCGACCCACUUUCAAGGCGUGUGUGAUCAUUAAUGAUUUUAUGGCACAAGGGUACGGAUGUUGCUUGUCGCUAUCUACGACUUCAAUAUCUACGGAAUCAGAAUCAUCAUCGUCGGUUGUAGAACUGAAACRAAUCGAUAGCAACAGCAGUGUAACUCGAUUGGCUUCAAAAUCUGGUCCUAAACUUUGUGUAGGUGCUGGUACGGGAUUUGGGUCGUGCUACUUGGUCCCAAUGUCAACGAYAAGCAGCAAUAUCUAUUCAUGCUUGCCAUCUGAGUUCGGGCAAACGGAAUGGGUUCCMAACACUGCCAAUAUUGCAGAUCAGAGAGAAGGCAAGAAUGGCGAUGACGAUCAAGUUGAGCUCUGGAAAUAUUUACUGAACCAAAAACUACAGAGGGGAGAAACGGCACGACUUUCGGUAGAGGACGUGGUGUCAGGAGUUGGUCUCGCCAAUGCAUAUUCUUGUUUUUCGAAUUUGUAUCCUCACAAGGUGAAUCCAGCAGUACAAGAACAAUUCAAUUCAUCAAGCGACCUCCGAGGAAAAAUAGUGGGGKCCAACGCUAAUAAUUGCGAAAUUUGUAAAAGAGCAAUGGAUGCUGUCAUCAUGUAAGUGUUUUAUACAAAAGUGGAAACAAUUUGUGAAAAGCAAAUAAGAGAAAAGUACURCUCAAUAUUGCAUAAAUUUUUGGUUACAUGCAAAUGGUCUGACUAUAAACUAUUGAAUUUUCAUGAUUUGAUGGAUCCUCGUGUUCCCGAAAUAUGAAUCAUUUUGACAAUAAUAUCACGAUUACAAAACACAUGCAGCGCUUACGGGACGGUCGUCGGAUCGUGUGCAAUGACAUUCUUACCAUCUGGUGGAKUGUACAUUACCGGUGGCUUGCUUGUAAAUCUCCUAGAAACGAAUGAUCCUUCUUGGAAGAUGCGUUCUGCGAACAACCUUGAGGACGACGAGAAUGGGUCGUUGUCACCGACAUCACCAAUAUUGUCGUUGUUUCUCAAGUCCUAUCGUUCCAAAGGAAGAGCAUCCUUUUUGCUAGAUAGUGUUCCACUCUACAUUGUUCUAGCGAAAGAUGCAGGUCUUCGUGGUGCCGCUGUUCACGCCGAAAUGGUACGUAUCAARUUCGCUUUUAUCAUGAUUUCAAUCAAUACUUGAUGAGAAUCAAACAAAAGCUUUAAAAUUCGAACGAUCUAAAUAUCAUCUUUUCCACUUMUUGAUCACGUGUAAYUUCGUUCAACAGGUAUUGCAAACUUUWCCCUUUAAUUCGCUACGAUAAUAUGGUGUAAUUGUAUUGGCUARACAGUUAGGGUUUGAAUGGUUGAAAUGUACAUUACGAGGAACUAACAGUAAUUUGGAACUUAGCAUGUGAUGAUGCCCGUUUCCAGUACGUCUUAUUUCUAUUAUCAUUGCAAUAGUCUGUUUCGAUUUCAAUCUGAUUGGAAUUUCCAGGUUUUGUGGUGGAAGCAAUGGCAUUCCCAACCGUCAAUGACUUUAARUUGCCAAUUAGAUUAAGC